Messenger RNA from Aspergillus campestris IBT 28561, 1044 nucleotides. Its product is annotated as RNA-binding protein. The record is from RefSeq and is a predicted model, not a curated record. NCBI's taxonomy places the organism in Eukaryota, Fungi, Ascomycota, Eurotiomycetes, Eurotiales, Aspergillaceae. The coding region runs from base 1 to 1044 and encodes 347 amino acids. Gene Ontology annotation, molecular function: RNA binding. The transcript is spliced from 4 exons.
AUGUCUUCUGCCGUCGAAAACACCACCGACAACCAGGCCGCCGCCCCGGCUGCCACCACCGCUCCCGAGGCCCCCAACGGGACUGCCGCUCCUGCGGCCACCCAGGCCGCGGAUGCCGCCGCCGCCAGUGCGGAUGAAGGUCGUCGGUUGUACAUUGGAAACCUCGCGUAUGCGACUACCGAGGGGGAGCUCAAGGAGUUCUUCGCUUCCUACAAGAUUGAGAGCGUCUCCAUCCCGGUGAACCCUCGCACCAACCGUCCCGUCGGCUACGCCUUCGUGGACCUGGCCACCGCCCAGGAGGCCACCUCCGCCAUCGAGCAGCUCUCCGGAAAGGAGAUCCUGCAGCGCAAGGUCUCCGUCCAACUGGCCCGCAAGCCUGAGCCCGCCGAGGCCAAGGCCGAGGGUGCCACCAGUGGCGGUGAGGGCGCCAGCGGCAACGAGGGCCGCAAGAGGGCCGGUGGCCGUGGUCGUGGCCGUGGUCGCGGUCGUGGCCGUGGCGGUCGCCUUGGCCGUGGAGGUCGUGUCCAGAACGGUGCUGAAGACGAGUCCGCCCCUCUGGCCGACGUCACCAACGAGGGUGAAGCCGACUCUGCCGAGAAGCAGGCCGGCAAGCCUCGCGUUCGUGCUCAGAAGCAGCGUGGACCCCCCGAGGAUGGAAUUCCCUCCAAGACCAAGGUCAUGGUCGCCAACCUGCCCUAUGACCUGACCGAGGACAAGCUCAAGGAGAUUUUCGUCGACUACCAGCCCGUCUCCGCCAAGAUUGCCCUGCGCCCCAUCCCCCGCUUCAUGAUCAAGAAGCUGCAGGCCCGCAACGAGCGCCGCAAGGGCCGUGGCUUCGGCUUCGUUACCCUGGGCUCUGAGGAGCUCCAGAACAAGGCUGUCCAGGAGAUGAACGGCAAGGAGAUCGAGGGCCGUGAGAUCGCCGUCAAGGUGGCCAUUGACAGCCCCGGCAAGGAGGACGACGUUGAGUUCAGCGGCGAGAAGACCGAGGAGGCGGCCACCGAGGCUCCGGCCAAGGAGAACGUCACCCCUGCCGCGGCCUAG